AUGUUUGUUGGUGUCAACCACCAUAAGCAAACUAUUAUAUUUGGUGCUGCAUUAUUAUAUGAUGAGACAAUUCAAACUUUUACGUGGUUGUUUGAUACUUUUGUGAAGGCUAUGUCUGGAAAAAAGCCAAAGAGCAUUCUUACAGACCAAGAUGCUGCAAUGUCUACAGCAUUAGCUUUAAAAUGGCCAGAAACAUCUCAUCGUUUAUGUAUUUGGCACAUAUAUCAGAAUGCAGCCAAACACCUUAGCGGUGUUUUUGAGAAGUUCAAAGAUUUUAGCAAAGAUUUUAGUAGUUGCAUAUAUGAUUAUGAGGAUGAAGGUGAUUUUCUAAAUGCUUGGAAUAGUAUGCUUGAAAAAUAUACUCUUGUGGGCAAUGAUUGGUUGAGUCGCUUGUUUAAAAUAAGGGAGAAAUGGGCGUUAGUUUAUGGGCGACAAACUUUUUGUGCAGAUAUUACUACUACCCAGCGGAGUGAAAGCAUGAAUAGUUGUAUAAAAAAAUAUGUUAGUUACAAAUAUGACUUGCUCAGAUUUUUUCAACACUUCCAAAGGUUGGUUGAAGAUCGUCGUUACGAAGAGUUGAAAGCUGAAUUUAAAGCAAGUCAAAGUUCCCCAACAUUAUCAUUUCCUGUAGAAAUAUUGAAGCAUGCAGCAAAUGUGUAUACACCGAAAGUGUUUAAAGUGUUUCAAGAUGAGCUAUGUAAGGCUUAUGAUUGUGCUUUGCACUUCAAUGAUGAGAUGGGAACAAUUAGCAAGUAUGAAGUUAUCCCGUAUGGGAAGAAUUGGAAACAUACAGUUACAUUUGACUCAACAAAUAAUGUAACUUUAUGCAGUUGUAAGAAGUUUGAGUUUGCAGGAAUAUUAUGUGCACAUGCCUUGAAGGUUCUUUCUACAAGAAAUGUUAAAAGUAUCCCAGCUCAAUACAUCUUGAAGAGAUGGACAAAAAAUGUGAAGGCUAUGAGUGCAAAAAUUAAUUCCUCUUCAAGUACAAAUGACCCUAAGCUAGAAAUUGUAAGACGUUAUAGAGAGUUGUGUCGGUUGCAUACUCAAUUAGCAACAAGGGCAGCAGGGUGUGGUAAGGCGUAUGAAAUUGUUAUACAACAAUUGAACCAGACUUUUUAUGAGGUGGAUGCAUGUUUGAAAGAAAAAUCAAGUCAAGAAACGUUUGAAGUGAUCUCACCAGUAAUGAAUAGUAGAUCUGAGUUAAAUGAGUGUAUUAAUGUUGAUGAUGAUAUUAUUAAAGUUAGAGGAAUCAAAAUUAAAGAAAGAGUUGUUGGUAGUUCUAAAAGGCCAAAAAAUGCUUUGGAGAAGCUGACAAAGAAGAGAAGAACUCGAAAAACAGAAUUGCAACAUUCAAGCAGUGUUGAUUCAAUAUGUGUUCCUACUACAAAAGUUGUUCCAACACCUCUAUCAGAAUUUUCACAGGAACUUGUUGCUGUCAAUAAUUUAAGCAUGGAAUUUCCAGUUAGCAUGGUCAACUUGUUGCAAGUACUUCAUUGCAUUUAG
This is a messenger RNA of Prunus avium (sweet cherry), 1503 nucleotides long. NCBI's taxonomy places the organism in Eukaryota, Viridiplantae, Streptophyta, Magnoliopsida, Rosales, Rosaceae. The record is from RefSeq and is a predicted model, not a curated record.